Aaosphaeria arxii CBS 175.79 is the source of this 1464-nucleotide messenger RNA. RefSeq lists its product as uncharacterized. The coding region runs from base 1 to 1464 and encodes 487 amino acids. NCBI's taxonomy places the organism in Eukaryota, Fungi, Ascomycota, Dothideomycetes, Pleosporales. Gene Ontology annotation, molecular function: ubiquitin binding; phosphatidylinositol binding. The transcript is spliced from 4 exons. The record is from RefSeq and is a predicted model, not a curated record.
AUGGCCAUCAAGAAGCGAUUGACCAAUCUGGGGAGCUUGAUGAGGAAACCUACCUCGGCGCAAGACACAGAACACUCGUCCGAUGCGGACACACCAGAAGCCAAUGCGCAACGAGGAGUGAGACUCUUUUGCGAAUCUGGCGCCGCAAAUUCUGGCGAAGAGGUCCUACACCUUCCCACCAUCGUCGAAGCCGCCGUCGCAAGCCCCCAUGCUGCCGCCUCCGCUGCCUCGCAGAUUCGCAAGUUCCUCUCCAAGGACAACUACUCGAAGCCACACGUCCAGUACAAUGCGGUCAUGCUCAUCAGGAUCCUCGCAGAUAACCCAGGGGCCUCCUUCACCAAGAACCUCGACAAGCAAUUCGCCGACACGGUCAAACAUCUGCUGCGGAAUGGACAAGACCCGAGUGUGGCGCAGAUUCUGAGGGAGACACUGGAUGCUAUGGAGCGCGAGAAGGCGUACGACACCAAUCUCAAUACGCUAUUCGCAAUGUGGAGGAAGGAGAAAGGCCUAAUGGCAAAUGCCCAGAAGCAAUGGGGCCCCCGCACACUCAACGCACCAGCCUGGAACGGUCAACAAAUUCAAGGUGGAUUCAACUCGGGAGGCGGAGGUGGAAGUCGGACUCGCAGCCUGCCACCGCCGAUAGAGCUGGCCGGCCGCAUCGAGGAGGCGCGUACAUCUGCCAAACUUCUCCUACAGCUCGUACAAUCGACACCCGCGAACGAGCUCAUAGGAAACGAGCUCGUCAAGGAGUUUUCGGAGCGGUGCAUAUCCGCGCAGCGGAGCGUACAGGGUUACAUCAAUUGCGACAAUCCAGCACCCGACGAUGAUACCAUGUUGACCCUGAUCGAGACGAACGAGCAGCUAUCUCUCGCUGCCUCGAAACACCAGCGUGCAAUCCUCCAGGCCAGGCGAAUGCAGGGACAGUCUCCCACUCCCCCGAUCUCCACUGCCAAUAACCCACCGCAGAGCAUGUACAACCCGCCUCCGCAACCGCCGCCUCGUCAGGAUCCCUCCCCGGUCGCGCCCGUCAACGCCGGCUCAACCAGCCCAACAAAUAGCUAUGACAAGACCGAGCUACCGCUACCGCCGUCCCUCCAAGCCGGAGGAGGCAACCGAAGACCACAAGCCGCCGCUCAGCCCGAGGAUAACCCAUUCGCAGACACCUAUGCCGCCCCCUCUGGCCCACCUCCUGGUCGCGCCGCGGACGACGACGACGCACCUACGAAUGGACACCGCGGAGGAUCGCCGACAUCGUACAACCCAGGCUACCAGUCCACUCCCUCGUAUCUGGGCCGCCAGGAGAGUUCUGCGAACCACCUCACGAUGCACGGGGGUGCGCAACCGAUCGCGGAGGGCAACGAAGGUGGCAACCGCCCCGCGACGCCGGAUCAGAACCGCCCGAGGAACCGCGACAGCGACGUCUCGCCCAUUGCGGAGCGUGCGCCCGUGACAUACAGAUUCUGA